AUGGAGUUGAGGUUUGACAGUGAUGUGUCUCAGAUGGGUCUCAUUUCGGAUCUGUUGCCCUGCACCAACCAAUCCAACAGCACCAACUCCAGCUCAGUGCAGGGCAUCAUCCUCUCACCGUAUUACCAGCAUUCACUGGCGAUGGCCGCUGUCUUCACGCUGGCGUACCUCUUCAUCUUCCUGCUGUGUGUGAUCGGAAACAGUCUGGUGUGUGUGAUCGUCCUGAGGAACCGGCACAUGAGGACCGUCACUAACACCUUCAUCCUCAAUCUGGCCGUCAGCGAUCUGCUCAUCGGGAUCUUCUGCAUCCCUACGACACUAGUGGACAAUCUCAUCACGGGUUGGCCGUUCAGCAACACAAUCUGUAAACUGAGCGGUCUUGUACAGGGAAUGUCAGUCUGUGCAUCAGUCUUUACAUUAGUCGCCAUUGCUGUGGACAGGUUCCGCUGCAUCGUUUACCCUUUCAAACCCAAACUUACACUCUAUGUGGCCAAAGUGUCCAUCCUGAUGAUAUGGCUGCUUGCGCUGGCCAUCAUGUUUCCUUCAGUGCUUAUGCUGACCGUUGAGCAAGAGAAAGGGCAUUUCACGAUCCACGAUGACAACUACAACCGUACGUUCCCGCUGUACUCCUGCUAUGAAACCUGGCCCGAACCCGACAUGAGGAAAGUGUACACCACCGUUCUGUUCGUCCACAUAUACGUCAUUCCUCUGGCCCUCAUUAUGCUGAUGUAUGGCCGCAUCGGUGCCAAACUGUUCCCCGCAGCGACCCUAGCGAGCGCAGAGCGGCGUGAUGUCCCGUCCCAGGGGAUGUGCUCGACAUCGCAGAGGAAAAUCAAAGUGAUCAAGAUGCUGAUUGUAGUGGCCGUGCUGUUCACGCUGUCAUGGCUGCCGCUGUGGACGCUCAUGCUGCUAACUGAUUACGCGCGGCCGGAAGGCGACAAACUGGAAUUUCUGACCAGUUAUAUAUUUCCCCUGUCUCACUGGCUGGCGUUCUCCAACUCCAGCAUCAAUCCUGUUAUCUACGGCUACUACAACAAGAACUUUAAGAGAGGGUUCCAGGGGGCGUGUCAGAAACAAGCAUGUUGUUGGGGCAAAAGGCAAACUCGAUGUAGCAUUAAAUGGUCCAAGAGGGGCGGUCGGGGUUGCAGUCCACUGAACACGGUGGUUAGUGGAAACCCGCUCGGCCUGGGAACGAGAAACAGGGUGUUCACUGAGAGCGACUUGACAGGGUGUGUGCGUCUGGAGCUCGAGAACAGGACAGUGGCGAUGGACACCAGAGGCGAAGGAGGAAAUGGAGGAAUCUCAAUUAAAAGGGAAAUUCACUUGGAAAAGAUUGAGAGAGCAUCUUCAACCGGAGGCACGGUAUUCCAAUCCUGGGAGCUUUGA
This is a messenger RNA of Xyrauchen texanus (razorback sucker), 1386 nucleotides long. RefSeq names its product neuropeptide FF receptor 1 like 3 (gene npffr1l3). The record is from RefSeq and is a predicted model, not a curated record. Gene Ontology annotation, cellular component: membrane. The transcript is spliced from 3 exons. Gene Ontology annotation, biological process: G protein-coupled receptor signaling pathway. NCBI's taxonomy places the organism in Eukaryota, Metazoa, Chordata, Actinopteri, Cypriniformes, Catostomidae. Bases 1 to 1386 code for a protein of 461 amino acids. Gene Ontology annotation, molecular function: neuropeptide receptor activity; peptide binding.